This is a messenger RNA of Ilex paraguariensis (yerba mate), 879 nucleotides long. Lineage: Eukaryota; Viridiplantae; Streptophyta; Magnoliopsida; Aquifoliales; Aquifoliaceae. The record is from the annotation of a GenBank genome assembly.
AUGGCGGAUUUGUACCUUAAACAGGGAAAACAGUACUCGGGUUCUCGGCCAAGUUACCCAGAAGAGUUGUUCCAAUUCAUUGCGUCCAAGACACCUACUCACGACCUUGCAUGGGAUGUGGGCACAGGCAAUGGCCAGGCUGCAAAAUCUUUGGCCAGGAUCUAUAAGAAUGUGAUAGCCACAGACACAAGCCAAAAGCAACUGGAAUUUGCAGCCAAGCUCCCAAACAUUCAUUACCUCUGCACCCCUCCCACCAUGUCCACCGAGGAGCUCCACUGUGACAUAGCACGGCAAGCCACUGUUGACGUCGUGACAAUCGGCCAAGCCAUCCACUGGUUUGAUCUUCCCACCUUCUAUCACCAGGUUAAGUUAGUGCUCAAAAGGCCUCAUGGAGUCAUAGCUGCCUGGUGCUACACCGUGCCACAAGUCAACGGAAGGGUCGAUGCAGUUUUCCGGCAAUUUUACUUCCUUGAUUCCAAGCCUUACUGGCAUCAAGGCCGGAAUUUGUUGUAUGAAAAGUAUGAAACCAUUGAUUUUCCGUUUGAGGAGGUGGACGGAGUCGAUCACACGGGACCGUUCGAAUUCAAAACAGAGAGAGUCAUGGACUUUAAUGACUAUAUUAUGUAUGCAAAAUCAGGAUCUGCAUAUCAAACUGCAUUGGAGAAAGGUGUGGAGCUCUUGAGCAGCGAUGUGAUCAAGGAAUUUCAAAGUGCUUGGAAUGAAGAUGGAAAUGCCCAAAAGGUUGUCAAAUUUCCAGUUUAUCUGAGGAUUGGGAGAGUGGGAAACUAAAGAACUAGAAGGCCAUCCAGUUUGCAUACUUUUUUAUUUUUAGUAGUAUCAUAAGAAUAAUUUAGAUAAAUCAGUAUGAAUGAAUUCGAU